Molecule: messenger RNA, 1824 nt
Organism: Lytechinus variegatus (green sea urchin)
Lineage: Eukaryota; Metazoa; Echinodermata; Echinoidea; Temnopleuroida; Toxopneustidae
Product: protein Ycf2-like
Exons: 6
Coding region: 1-1824 (607 amino acids)
Source: RefSeq, a predicted model, not a curated record
AUGGGCUUUAUCAAAUUUAAAGUUAGAGCUCGAUCUUUACCAUCUGAAGAAGAAAGUUUUGAUUAUUCUUCUGAUCAGGCAGAGGGUAGCAAUGUCUGCUGCUUGGCAGGGAUCAAGAAAUUAUUCUCUAAGAAUAAGAAGCCAAAGCCAUCGGCCAUUCACGAAGUGACAGAUGAUAUCAACAUUGAUGACGACAACGAUGACGUCACUCUUGUCAGCAACUACUCCUGUCAGUCAUUGGUCACUUUGGUCAGAUCAGCCGACAGUAUCGAGCCAAGAUCACUUCAUGAUUCUUGGUCUGCACCUGCUGUACUUGGUCAGGAUUGUCAUCAGUUCUUGAUGCCACCAAUGAGCAACAAGGUUGAGGACCAGCUACCAUCUACGUCCUAUUCAAGGGACGUAAGCGUUUCCGCCCAGGCCUUCCUGGCUUACCAUCGAUCUAUCAACGACGAGGAGAGCGAUGACGACUCGGUGGCAUCUGACACCGAAUACGCCGGGUUUGAGAACGACCAUGGCAGUGAGGCUGAUGUCGAAUCCAACGAUGAUGCCGAGAAGAUCUCGGUCACCAGCCUUGUGUAUUCUAAGAGUGCAAUCGCCCAAGACCUGUACACGGUUGAUCAGGCCCAGGAAGAGACCAAGGACGAGAUCGACAAUGAUGUCGUAGAGUCCUGCCAUGAUGACGAUAAGACCAGCUCAUCGAUUGACCAGACGUCAUUGAUGGUCAUGGAGUACGACCACAUCCACGUCAUCGACGAAACGAUCACUGAUGAAAUGGACGAAGCCUCCUACCAUGCCUACAGUAGCUACCCAUCAUGCGGCUCAGAGGGAGAAGACGUCAUCAAUGACGAUUACGCUACGUCACAGGAUCGUGAAUCUGACAAUUUCUUCAGUCAGAUCUUUGCAAUGAUCUUCCUCAUCUGGAUGUACAUCUUCAAAGCUUUCGGGAGCCUCUAUCAAACCGGGCUCCAACUCGUCCUCGGUACCAUCAUUGAGGAUGAGGAAGAGGAGGAUGAUUUCUUCACUCAAGUCCUGACAGUGAUCUUUGCCAUCUGGAUGUGCAUCCUCCAACCUAUCGGGAUCAUCUUCCACCCUUUUGUGAGCAUCUUCAACACCGGGCUCCAGGUCGUCCAGUAUGUCAUCUUCGGGAACGAUGACGAGGACCAGGAGGAUGAUGAUAUGGAGGAAGAGGAGGAGAACAAGGAGGAAGGAGAGGAGGAGGAAGCGGAGCGGAGGAAGGCAGAGGAGGAAGAUGAUUUCUUCACGCAAGUCUUGACCGUGAUCUUUGUCAUCUUGAUGUGCAUCCUCUUACCUUUUGGAAUCAUCUUCCACCCUUUUGUGAGCAUCUUCAACACCGGGUUCCAGGUCGUCCAAUACGUCAUCUUUGGGGACGAUGACGAGGACGAAGAUGAUGAGAUGGAGGAGGGGAAGGAAGAAGAGGAAUGUAAUGAGGAGGAGGAGGUGGGCGGGGAGGUGGAAGAGGGGCUGGAUGACGCAGAGGAGGAGGACGAGGAAGAAGAGGAGGAGGAACACGAGGAGGCAGAGGAUGUGGAAGAAGAGGAGGAGGAGGAUUUCUUCACGCAAGUCUUGACAGUGAUCUUUGUCAUCUUGAUGUGCAUCUUCCAUCCUAUCGGGAUCAUCUUCCAUCCUUUUGUGAGCAUCUUCAACACCGGACUCCAGGUCGUCCAGUAUAUCAUCUUUGGGGACGACGACGAGGACGAUGAGAUGGAGGAGGGGAAGGAAGUAGAGGAAGUUAAGGAGGAGGAGGAGGUUGGAGGAGGACAAGGAGGAGAACGAGAAAGAAGAGGAGGAGGAGGAGGACAAUGA